UUAACACGUAACGAAUGACUACACUCCAAGUGUACGCACACAGACUUAGCGAUCCAAACUUGGCACCUCAAUUAAAAGUAACUAUCGCCAAUGAACUUAGAGAUCAAGUUGAAGUAUUUCAAACACUGGAAUAUUCUCGUUUCUUGGCAACUUUAAUACCUGUAUUUGUCGAUAUUUUACAAAAUGGAAAUCCAGUUUUCCAAAGCAACGUGCCUGAGCAAAAACUUCGCAACAUCAUAUUAGAAAUCAUUUAUCGACUACCGCAAACAGAAACAUUAAAAGAAUAUGCGCCAGAUCUGUGUCGAAUGUUGAUGCAUCUUUUGAAAGUGGAAAAUGAAGAUAAUGCUGUUGUAUGCGUUAAAAUCAUUAUUGAUUUACACAGAACAUUUCGACAUUCCCUUGAAGAUCAGGUACAACCAUUUUUGGAUACAGUGCAGGAAAUAUUCAGAAACAUGGAACAAACAGUAAAAGAUGUAUUCGAUGCUCCAAGCACUCCGAUUGGAUCUGCAACCCCUGGCCUUAAUCCAUUAUUAGCCACAUCACCGAGACCUAAUUCACCUGCUGCUGCCGAAUUACCCGAAUCACCUUCUAAACCUUUACCGAAAAGCAUGUACAGUUUCAAGGUCUUGACAGAAUGUCCUAUCAUUGUUGUUUUGCUGUUUCAAUCUCAUCGCAGAUACGGGACUGAAAAUAUCAUGAAAUUCGUACCACUGAUUUUUCAGACUUUAAGUUUGCAAGCUAAACCUCAGGCCGAGGCUGCUGCUGCUGCACAAGCUCGUGGCGAAGUGUUUGUAGGUGUUAGUCCAGAAAUCCGUAACCGAUCUGUAUAUAAUGACUUCAUCAUCGCACAAGUCAAGACAAUGUCAUUUCUCGCUUAUAUUUUGCGUAGUUAUGCAAACGCUUUACGACCAUUUCAAAAUCAGAUUCCGGAUUUUGUAUUACGACUCUUACGAGAGUGUCCACCAGAAUCUACAGCCACCAGAAAAGAGCUUUUAGUAGCAACAAGGCAUAUCCUCUCAACCGAUUUCAGAUCUUCUUUUGUUCCUAAAAUUGAUUUAUUGUUGAAUGAGAAAGUACUCAUUGGUGCUGGAGUGACAUCUCAUGACACAUUAAGACCAUUAGCCUAUAGCAUGUUGGCAGAUCUUGUUCACCAUAUUCGAUCCGAAUUAUCCCCUGCUCAGCUCUAUCGUACUGUAUACAUUUAUUCACGUAAUCUCCAUGACGCUACACUUGCACCCAGUAUACAGACAAUGUGCGGAAAACUCUUACUCAACUUGAUCGAUUGUAUUAUUAAAAUACCAAACAAAAAAGAAGGGCGUGAUUUACUAAUGCGUAUUUUGGAUGCCUUUGCAUCCAAAUUCUCUGCAUUAAACAUCCAAUUCAAAUCAUGUUUAAAGCAACAUAUCAAAAAGAACAACAAAAAUGUAGAUAAAAAUGAGAUGGAAACUGAUAAAAUAGUCGAUGACUUUGACUUUGACAAAGCAAGAUCGAUACACACGACCUCAUUCACAUUGGAUCCUCAAGAUGGUAUCAAGGAUGGUCGAUUCCUUUUCAAAAACUUGGCGAUAGGAUUGAAACCAUUAUUUAUCGGUUUACGCCAUUGUAAUCCGCCACCAACCACAGAAGUAAAUCCACAAAUAUACAUGCAAUUUGCCCGAGCAUUUUCCGAUGAUGAUAUGGAUGUAUUCAUAAGAUUAUUUAGAGAAGGCUUAAAAUGCUUCGAAUACUACAAUAUUGAUAAUUACGGGCCUGAUGGAUGCUUACCAAACGAAAAAGUGAACACUGACGAAGUCAAAGAAACUUCAAUCGGAUCCAAUGACUUAUCACUCAAGAUUGGUAGCCAGGUGGCGGCCGAAAAAGAGAUAUUGGACAUGUUUGCUAUAGUCUUUACAUUCCUGGAUCCAUCCGUAUUUCAAGAAAUCUUUGUUUCCCAAAUGAAUUUCUUUUAUGAUCGUAUGCUUAUCAACACAUCAUUAGUACAUGUUGCUCAAUACUUUCUGGUCAACGAAAUUUCAUCACAAGGGUUUGCCGGCAUUCUUUUUCGUUUCUUGAUUGAUCGCGUUGACCAUUUAGGUGAUGAUGAUAUGCAUUAUUCUGCUGUCAUGCUUCAUUUGUUUCGUCUUGCUUUUAUGGCUGUGAAUCUCUUCCCUGAUGCGAACGAAUCCAUCCUACAACCUUAUCUUGGUAAUCUUGUCACUUCCUGUUUUAAGUUAUCGGCCAAAGCAAAAGAACCAGCGAACUAUUUCUUGUUAUUACGCGCACUUUUCAAGAGCAUUGGUGGUGGACGUUAUGAACUGUUGUACAAGGAAGUCUCCCCUUUACUGCAGGUCUUGCUCGAAAAUUUGAAUUCUUUGUUAACUUUAGCACACCGUACAGAAAUGAGAAAUCUUUUUGUUGAAUUAUGUCUGGCAGUGCCUGUUCGUUUGAGUACUUUGCUUCCAUAUUUACCUUAUUUGAUGAGGCCUUUGGUGAUUGCCCUACAAGCCGAUCAUGACUUGGUUACACAAGGAUUAAGAACAAUGGAAUUAUGUAACGACAAUUUGAACCCCGAAUUUCUCGAUCAAAUUAUGGCACCAGUCAUGAAAGAAUUGAUGGAUGCUUUAUGGAGCCAUCUUCGUCCUCUACCUUAUAGUCAACAACACAGUCAUGUUGCAAUGAGAAUUCUGGGUAAACUUGGCGGUCGAAAUCGACGUAUGCUUAACAGUCCACCAGAUUUGGAAUUUGAAAAAAAGGUUGAAAGUGGUGCAUCUGUGGAGAUUUUAUUCGAUGCCAACACUACGCCCCAUAACUUACCAUUGGAUAAAUGUUUGGAAAUUGCAUGCAAUACAUUGGAAAAAUGUGAUGUCGACAUAUUUUACAAAAGACAUGCAUUUGAGUUCCUUAAAUCUAAUAUUGUAAUGAUGUUGGAAUUAGAAGAAGGCCCCAACAAUUUGGCACAAUCCUUAUAUCAGCGUGUUAAAGAUCACCUUUUGCAACAUAAAAAUGCCGACGUGGAAGAAAGCACAGCCGAUGGUAAAGCUGCCGAUAGUAACGCCAAAACAGAUUCUAAAUCUCCGGAAGAGACAACUGACAGUAUGGAUAUUGACGACAAACCAACGGUCGAGGGUGAAAGUACAAUAGUUGGUGACGCACUUGAAGAAUCUGGUUUAAAACCUAAACGAUUGACCGGAAAUGGCUAUACCAAAUAUCUCGCAAAACGUGUCGCUCAAGAAGACUCCCUGAGAACCAUGAUGGUUGCUAUCAUAAAGGCCUCGACUUUGACAGAGAUAGCAGAUGAUGCAUGGCCAUUGUUUGAAAAUAUAUGUCGCCAUUUCAUGUUGUUACAUAUUGGCGAAGCUAUUGAAGCAAAAGAAACCGGAAACAAGCCUCUGUCAGAUAUGAUGGAUGAAAGGCUAUCUGUUCAAAGCUUAAACACCACAAUCUUGGUAGACGCUAUUGUGAAGGUCAUCUCCUCCGAGGAUCCAAAGCUCAGAAAACGUGCCGAGGAGUCUAUUCAACUUUGCUUCGAAACUGCAGUCAAGGUUUUGGGUAGCAAAGACUACGCAUGGCAAUUGCCUAUAUUUCGUGUUUUUGCCUCUCAAUUUGGAUCAUGUUGUUACAAACAGGAGUGGUUUAAUAAGCGCGGCGGAUGUCUAGGAAUUUCAAUAAUCAGUUCUCAGCUUGAUAUGGGAACUAAAUGGAUGCAAGAACAUGAGCUCGAUUUCAUUCGCUCUUUGUUGUUUGUACUUAAAGACGCCUCACCCGAAAUGGCCAAUGUAAAUACUGCUGAAGCAACACAAACUUUAUCCCACGUCUUAAAGGUAUGUAAUCGUCCUGAGAAUGAUGAAUCACAAGAAGCCCAGCAAAAGUUUCAAAAUUUGAUCGCUUUACUUUUGAGUGAACUAUCCAACUCAAAUAGCGCUGUGCGUGAAACAAUUCAAUCAUCUUUUCAAUUAUUGGCGGAUCUUACUGGAAAUGAGGUUACUGAACUGUUGGCUCCCGUUAGAGAGCGUUUGGUUGCUCCUAUUUUUGCAAAACCUCUUCGUGCACUUCCUUUCGCCAUGCAAAUUGGUCAUAUAGAUGCAAUUACUUAUUGCCUCACGCUUAGACCCCCUUUCUUAGAGUUCAAUGAUGAAUUGAUUCGAUUGCUUCAUGAAGCUUUGGCUCUUGCUGAUGCUGAAGAUCAGGCUCUGGUCAGCCGUAGCUCUCAAUAUAAAAACGCUACCUCUUUGAUGAACCUUCGCAUCGUUUGUAUCAAGCUUUUGUCUGCUGCCAUGGCAUGCACAGACUUUUCUAAUCAACGUCAAUCUCAUACCCGUGCUCGCAUUAUCCAAGUAUUUUUCAAAUCACUCUAUUCCAAGGCACCCGAAGUGGUAGAAGCAGCACAUCGCGGAUUAAAACAAGUGCUAGCCCAACAACAUAAAUUACCCAAAGAGCUACUCCAACAAGGUCUUCGACCCAUUUUGACUACAUUAUCUAACCACAAGACCCUAAGUGUUGCUGGUCUUGAAGGACUUGCCCGUUUGUUAGAAUUAUUGACGAAUUAUUUCAAGGUUGAAAUUGGUAAAAAGUUGUUAGAUCAUCUAAAACAAUGGGCUGAGCCCAAGGUGCUCCAAGAGGCUGCUGGAAGAUCGUUGAGUGAAAAUCACGAGGUCAAAAUCAUUGUGGCCAUUUUAAACAUCUUCCAUUUAUUACCUGCUGCAGCACAUAUAUUUUUGGACGAUCUUGUUACUGUUGUUCUUGAAAUGGAAUCCCAUUUGCGUAGAUCAAUUUCUAGUCCGUUUAGACCCAAUCUGAUUAAAUACCUAAACCGUUAUCCAGCAGAAACCGUCGCUUAUUUUUACGAACGUCUAGAUCAAUCUGGUCACAGUAGCUUAUUUAUUGAUAUCCUUAAUACAGAAAACGCUGUUCAAAUUCGUGAUGAAGUAGCCAAGUCACCCAAGGAAUUGAUUGAAAAGACGUUUAACGUUGCGGAUAAUCAAGCUUUACAUUAUCAAGGUGUUCUGAUUGUCCGUGAAAUUGUUGGCUAUGAUUCAAACUGGUUGGUUGGCCAACCUGAUGUUCUCGAAUCCCUCUUAUCCUUGUGGAGAUCACCUACAAGGUUUGAAACAAUGAAGAAAGAUGACGAUCAAGGUUUGCAAGUGACCCAUGAAUCGUUGUAUAUUUCCCAAAUUUUUAUAUCUUAUCUUCGUGAGAACCCGGAUAACAUUGAGGUAAUUUUUGAAGUUGUGGCACUCUUUGGACAAGAAUCUGUUAUGGACCUUUCGUACCUUCGCGAAUUCUUCUUAAAUGAUAUCGCUUUGAAUUAUACGGCUAAAAGAAAGCGUCUUAUCAUUGAAAAGUUCCUUCAGCAAUUUAACGAUUCUUCUAUUUCGUCCUAUUUAAGGAUGAUGACACUUCGCCAUUUCAUUAACCCCGCUUUGUUGGUAUCGAUCACGCAAAAGGAUGGUGAUUAUGCAGAGAUCCUGGACCCAAAUAUCAUGGAGCAACUGGAUAAUAAGAUUUGGGCUCAUCUUGGCUCCGACCCUGCCGAAGAGGAUCAAUAUGCUGAAGAUUCGCUACGUAUUGAACUGCUUCAACUCACAGCUAUGAUUGUUCAAUAUGCGCCUCAACUUUUAACUGAUUUAAGAAAGGAGAUUAUCAAAUUUGGUUGGAAUUAUCUUCGACUCGAAGAUGCUACCUGUAAACAAGCCGCUUAUGUCUUGAUAGCUCGAUUUAUCACUGCCUUUGAUACACCCAGUAAGAUUGUCAUUCAAAUUUACGCUGCACUUUUACGUGCUCAUUUAUCUGAAGCCCGUAUUUUGGUGAAACAAGGCUUAGAUAUAAUUGCACCUGUACUUCCUAAACGUGUACCUGUUACUGGCUCUGAAAGGGUGCCCACUUGGGUCCGUUUGACUCGUAAAGUCGUUGUUGAAGAUACACACAGUAUCUCUCAAAUGGUUAAUGUAUACCAGCUCUUAGUACGUCAACCCGACCUAUUUUACGAUUAUCGAGAACACUUUUUACCUCAAAUCGUCAACGCUUUGCCUAAGCUUGGUUUGCUUCAAAACGCUACACCCGAAAACAAAUUAUUGACAGUGGAAUUAACAGAAUUAAUAUUCAAGUGGGAACAAACACGCUUGAAAAACCAACCUGUAAAGGAAGACGAAAGCCUUUCUCCUCCUGCCAAGAGGCCAUCUGAUGCCACUCCUGAAAAUCCCAAGAAAAGGGCAAAGGCCGAGGGUACGGACGGUGAAGUCAAGGGAUCUCCUGCUACAGCAGAGUCUGGCAAAGAAUUUGUACCCGCCCUAACUUUGCGGGAAAACACUAUUGGAUAUCUCGUCCGUCUUGCUUGCAGCGUCUACAAUCCUUCUGAUUUGAUCCAAAGAAGACUUGUUCAACGUAUUUUAGACCUUAUCAAAAGAUUUCUCGAUCCUGGAAUCUGGCCUGAUGUACAUGUCAAAUUUGCCCAUUUGGAACGCACUUUGACUGUAAAGGAGAUGAGCGAAAUUCUUAUUUCAAGCGUAUGUAGUGCACUGGAGAUAUUGAAUAUAGAUAUUGCACAUAAGCCUUCUGAAUGGUUUAUUGUCAACAUGAAUCAGCUCUUCCGUCUUUUGGAAACCAGCAUCAAGUCAGAUAAUAUCCGCAUUCAUACCGCUCUUCAGCCUGUCUUGUCGCAUAUUUUCCAUGCUAUUCAACAAACAACAAACUCAGAUAAUAGAGAAGAAAUUCAGCAUCCCGAUGUCGCUGCUUUUGUAUCUCUCAUUGACUCUACAAUCACUGACGGUAUGGCUAGUAUGAAUAACAUCUAUGCUGUAUUGAAAUUAUUGCAGGCUGCAAGCAGUAGCAGAAGCGAGCAACUAGAUCCAUUUGUGCCUGGUAUUGUUAAGGUGUUGCAAAAACUUACCAAAGAACACAUAAGUAUUGCUGUUGUGGCGACCUCUGGACAUGAUUCACAAGUAAAUCUCUUGAUUCUCGGCUUAAAUCUUUUGAAGAAGAGAAUAUCGCACUUGGGAGAUCAACGUCGUUGGUUCUUAACCUGUCUAAUUCAACUAAUUGAAAAGUCGCCAGAUGUACAAUUAUUGCAUGCCAUUUUAGACAUGCUCACAGAAUGGACUUUAGGAAAGACAGAAACCUUCCCAACCGUUAAAGAGAAAGCUGGUCUUUUGGUCAAAAUGAUGACACUUGAAAAUAGAAAUAAUGCGCGUCUUACUGAAGAUUUUCUUGAUUUGGUCCUCAAGAUUUACAGUAACCCCUCUUUUGCUCGAUCAGAACUGACGGUUCGCCUCGAACAAGCAUUUUUGAUGGGUACACGAUCUGAGAAUCCCCAAAUCCGUAGCCAGUUUAUGCGUGUUUUUGAUCGUAGUAUUAGUCGAACUUUAUAUACUCGUCUUAAUUAUAUUAUGGGUGUUCAAAAUUGGGACUCUCUCUCGAAUACUUUCUGGAUUCAUCAAGCCUUAGAUAUGUUGCUUGGGGCAGUCAAAGUUAAUCCCCAAACAACCGCACCACAUACACUUAGAAUCAAAUCAAUUAAAUCUAUUGGUAACCAACAGUUGGAGCCAACUGAGAUAGAUGUCCCAAUUGAACUUACUGAAGUUAUCCAAACCCACCAGGCAUUUUUGAAAGAUUUACAAGAAUUGGACAUCAACAACUCAAUUACUAAUGCACGAUAUCUUCAAUAUUUGGACGAUGAUGCUGCUCUUAAGCUGUGGGUUGAUCUCUUUCCCAUGUGCUGGUCUGUAUUAUCUAGUGCCGAGAAGCGUGACAUGGACAAAGUUAUGAUUAAUUUGCUUGCCAAAGACUACCACAACAAACAAGCCGAAUUACGCCCAAACGUAAUCCAAGCCUUAUUAACAGGUAUUGCUAAAACAGCUGAUGAGAUACGACUCCCUCCUCAUUUAGUCAAAUAUCUCGGUAAGACACACAAUGCCUGGCACACAUCAAUUGAAAUUUUACAACGAUCUGCAAUGAACGGUCGUAUCGUCGAUUCAUCAAAAGAAGAACAAAAUAACCGAGAACGUGUUCUGGACUCUCUAGCUGAUUUGUAUGCUAGUCUAGAUGAGAAUGACAUGUUUUAUGGUCUAUGGAGACGCCGCAGCAUUUAUGCUGAAACUAAUAUGGCUGUAUCCUGCGAGCAGAAUGGUAUGUGGUCUGAGGCACAGACGAUGUUUGAAAAUGCCCAAUUAAAGGCUCGCAACGGCGUACUCUCUUUUUCUGAAUCUGAAUACAAUCUUUGGGAAGAUCACUGGGUUGCUUGCUCUCAAAAGCUACAGCAAUGGGAUAUUCUUGCUGACCUUGCUAAACAUGACGGCAACACCAAUCUAUUGUUGGAUUGUGCUUGGAGAUUGUCAGAUUGGGCCGCUGAACGUGAAGGAUUGGAGCAAUAUGUGGUGCAAGUAUCUGAAACACCUACACCUCGUCUCAAGGCUUUUGAGGCUUUUUUGGCAUUGAUAAAGUCUCAGACUACAGAUGACCGCCUCGUCGAGUUCACGCGCAUUUGUGAAGAAGGUGUACAAUUAUCGCUUCAAAAAUGGUAUGCUUUGCCUCAUAUUGUGUCCCAGAGUCAUUUACCACUGUUACACAUAUUCCAACAAUAUCUUGAAUUACAUGAAGCAAGUCAAAUUUUCAACAGUUUAGUUAGUACGAAUGCUCAAAACCUCGAACAGCGAUCCAGUGAAAUUCGCAGUAUUUUGGGUACAUGGCGGGAACGUUUGCCGAAUACCUGGGACGAUAUUAAUAUGUGGAGUGAUACAGUUGCAUGGCGUCAACAUGUAUUCAGUGCUAUCAACCGCACUUACUUACCUCUAAUUCCCAUGCUUCCGAAUCAAAUAACACCCGGAAAUCCUCAAAGUGCUAACUCAUUUGCUUACCGUGGAUAUCAUGAAACAGCCUGGAUUAUCAACCGUUUUGCUCAUGUUGCUAGAAAGCACCAUUUGAAUGAAGUCUGUCUCAAUUACUUGACAAAAAUAUAUACAUUACCUAACAUUGAAAUUAACGAAGCAUUUUUGAAAUUGCGCGAGCAAGCUAAAUGUUACUAUCAAGAAACGAGCGAACUUACCGCUGGGUUAGAUGUGAUUACCAAUACUAAUUUGUCGUACUUUAGUCUUCAACAAAAAGCCGAAUUUUUCACAUUGAAAGGUCAAUUUCUUGCAAAGCUCAAUCAAUGUAAUGAGGCUAAUGAAGCCUUUGUAAAUGCUGUUCAAAUUGAUUUAUCGUUACCAAGAGCCUGGGCAGAAUGGGGUAGAUACAAUGAUGGGCGAUUCAAAGAACUGCCAACCGAUUUAAGCUGGGCCAACAACGCAGUUAGUUGCUACUUACAGGCUGCUGGAAUUUAUAAAAACUCAAAGGCGAGAAAAUAUCUCUUGCGAGUCCUCUGGCUUCUUAGUUUGGAUGAUCAAGUUGGCACUAUAUCUCGUGCUUUUGAAGGUUAUAAAGGUGAAUGGCCUGUUUGGUAUUGGAUUACAUUUAUCCCCCAACUUUUGAUGGGUUUACAGCAAAGAGAAGCGAAACAUGCUCGGGCUAUUCUUAUUCGCAUUGCUAAACAAUACCCUCAAGCGUUACAUUUCCAACUUCGGACUGCAAAAGAAGAUAUGUUAAAACGAAUCAAUCCUGCCAGUACAGCUGAUCCCAAGAAAACGGAUAACGCUGUAACUAUUUCUGGCGAUAGUUCGACUCCUGCCGUUCCAUCUGAGGAAAAAGCAAAGAACGAAGCUAAAGAUGACUCUAUGGAUAUUGAUACUGGCUCAAAUGAAAAGAUUAACGGAGCUGAAUCUAAGGUUCAGGAUAAAAAUGAAAAUGCAACUGAUGUACCCAUCAAGAUAGAGGGAAAUCUGAAUACGAACAACCCUAAGGGAAUCAACCUCAAUAAUACAGAUGAUGUCAAGACCGAAGUCGAUACCAAAUCCUCCGAAGACGCAUCUUCUGCUAAGCCUAAGCCUCCUCCUCCUGUGACAACUGGUGCUGUUAUGGCUGCUGCUACGGCUGAUUUCAAGGGAGCCGGAACACCUGGUACACCUACAGGGACCGUAGCGCAUCCUUUGGAUGAAAUAAUGGCAAUGUUAAAGACUGGAUAUCCAUUGCUUGCUUUAUCCAUGGAAACCAUGGUCGAUCAAAUACAGUUGAAGUUCAAACCUCAAGCGGACGAAGAUAUGUACCGCCUUGUUGUAGCUUUAUAUAAUGAAGGAGCGCAACAAUUACUAUCCAGAUUAAUGAGCCCGACAGACACACUUCAAUUGACUCAUGCAACUAUUGGAAAUAUUGCUCGAUUUGCCGAUAGCUUAUAUCCAGGACACAUGAAAACAGCAUUUGUGCAUGACUUUGCCACUACAAAACUCAAUUUGGAAGAAUACGUGGCCAAAUUGAGGUUGUGGAGAGACAAGUUUGAGGCUAUGCUGGAUGCUAGACCCCGUAAACAGAAACUCGAAGCAUGUAGUCACUACUUGGUAGAAUUCCAGCACCAAAAGUUCGAUGAUGUAGAAAUUCCUGGACAGUACUUAUUGCUUAAUGAUAAUGCUAACGACUUUCUACGCAUUGAUCGUUUCUUACCUGAAGUAGAGGUUAUCCGCAGUUAUGGAAAUUGCUUCCGUAGAUUAACAAUCCGAGGACAUGAUGGCAGUCUUCAUCCGUUCGUAAUCCAGAACCCUGCUGCUCGACAAUUCCGCCGUGAAGAAAGAUUAAUGCAGUUGUUCCGAAUUUUAAAUAGUGUUUUGGAACGCAAAAAGGAAAGCCGUAUGCGUAAUCUUCGUUUCCAUUUACCUGCAAUUGUACCUUUGGCGCCCAAUGUCCGUAUGGUUCAGGAUGAUCCCUCGUAUUGCACAUUGUAUGAUAUCUAUGAAGACCAUUGUGAUAAUUCCAAUAUUCAUAAGGACGACCCUCUUGCGUUCUUUGUUGAGAAAUUGAAGAAUAGUGUAAGCAAGAACACAGAUGUCAUGAACUUGAAGACCGAACUGCUGAAUCUUCGCAUGGAAAUUAAUGAAGAAAUUGCAAAAAAAUUGGUUCCUUCUAACAUCUUAAGCAAGUAUAUGUUACGUACCCUUGGUUCAUACACAGAUUACUGGAUGCAUCGUAAACAAUUUAUCGCCCAAUAUGCAACUGCUACAUUUAUGUCAUAUCUGUUCAGUGUUGGCCAUCGUACCCCUCAUAAGAUUACUCUCUCUCGCAAAAAUGGUAAUAUCUGGAUGACUGAAUUAUUACCUGGAUGGAACCAAUCGACACCUUUACUUGGUAACGGAGAAUCGGUUCCGUUUAGAUUCACACCCAACAUUCAAGAGUAUAUUACUCCUGUGGGUAUCGAAGGUCUAUUUACAAGUUGUUUACUGGCUACUGCUCGUAGUCUAACGGAGCCAGAACUUGAAUUAGAUCAAUACCUCAGUCUUUUCAUACGCGAUGAAUUAAUAACAUGGCAUAUGUCUAAUCAUCGGUCUGUUACAGAUGUUCAAUUCCGCGACAGAGUACAAACAAAUGUGCUUCAAGUAAUGACAAAGGCUCAAUUCUUAUCUUGCAAAACAGAUCGUGAAAAUACCAAUACAGAUAAACCUGUGAGUCAAAACGUGAUUGAUCUUAUUUCUCAAGCAAGUAAUCCUCAAAAAAUGGCACAAAUGGAAUGUACUUGGAUGCCUUGGUUGUAACUAGUUUUACUUUAAAAACUAUAUUACUAAUAAAAUAUUAUCAAUAACAAGCGUUCUU
Messenger RNA from Mucor mucedo, 11643 nucleotides. RefSeq lists its product as uncharacterized. Gene Ontology annotation, biological process: regulation of DNA-templated transcription; DNA repair. Bases 15 to 11585 code for a protein of 3856 amino acids. Gene Ontology annotation, cellular component: NuA4 histone acetyltransferase complex; SAGA complex; nucleus. Lineage: Eukaryota; Fungi; Mucoromycota; Mucoromycetes; Mucorales; Mucoraceae. Gene Ontology annotation, molecular function: protein binding; transcription coregulator activity. The transcript has 12 exons. The record is from RefSeq and is a predicted model, not a curated record.